Molecule: messenger RNA, 3262 nt
Organism: Papilio polytes (common Mormon)
Lineage: Eukaryota; Metazoa; Arthropoda; Insecta; Lepidoptera; Papilionidae
Product: probable ATP-dependent RNA helicase DHX34
Exons: 17
Coding region: 85-3252 (1055 amino acids)
Biological process (GO): nuclear-transcribed mRNA catabolic process, nonsense-mediated decay
Cellular component (GO): intracellular anatomical structure
Molecular function (GO): RNA binding; ATP binding
Source: RefSeq, a predicted model, not a curated record
ACCGUCAAAGUCAAAUCUAAACCAAAACAAUUUUAUUUGAUUUGAAUAAUUUUGUAUAUUUUCUUCUUAGAUAUUUUAUUCACAAUGAAACGAUUUCACGACCAUUCACCCCGAAGAUCAAGUAAGAGAAGACGGUCGAGUUCGGAGGAGAGACUGUUUGCAAACCGGCAAAAAUUAUCUAAACCUAUGAAUCCUGCAGAAUCCUCUUCAGCGGAGUUUGAUUUUUUAGAUUAUAAGCGAGAUAUAAACAAAAUAUUCGCCUAUAGUAGAGAUACAAAUACAGUAACGAAUAACUUGGAUGACUUUUGGGUGUUCGUAAACAAGUACCAAGCUACUUUGAGGAAAGCUGGAAAACCUAUAUUCUGUGUUGAAAAUGAAGAUCGCCUAACAAACGAUUUAGGAAUCCCAUCAAAUUUUUCAAAAUUCGAUUGUAUUAAUUUUAGUACCAAUAUAAAAUUUAUGGACAGUGUUUGUGAAGAAAGAGGAAGAAAGAAACUUACAAAGAGUAUAUUUGAUGCACUAUUAAAUGUUGUGUCAAUUUACUUAGAUUUUAAGAAUAAAGAGAAACUUGAGAAACUAAAGAAGUUAAGGCAAACACAAAAAGAUCUACCCGUUGCAAAAUAUAGAGAAGAAAUACAAGCUGCAGUUAAAAAUGAAAGAGUUAUUAUUGUUGCUGGCGAUACUGGCUGUGGAAAAUCAACUCAAGUUCCGCAGUACUUGCAUGAUGCUGGCUUUCAAAAUAUAGCGUGUACUCAACCAAGAAGAAUAGCUUGUGUAUCCUUAUCGAAACGGGUAGCGUUCGAAACUCUCACGCAGUUUGAGAGUAAAGUGGGCUAUCAAAUAAGAUUUGAAAAGAGCAAAUCAGCAGAUACUAAAAUAUGUUUUAUUACUGAAGGACUGUUGCUAAGACAGAUGUCAUCAGAAAAUCUACCAAAUUAUGAUGUUAUAAUAUUAGAUGAGAUCCAUGAGAGGCAUUUGAUGGGUGACUUUCUGCUUGGUGUUCUUAAGUGCCUCAUACACACUCGUACUGACAUAAAGCUGGUACUCAUGUCAGCUACAAUUAAUAUUAAGUUAUUUGAAGAUUAUUUUGCCGCUGAAUCUGCUGUUGUCAUUCAAGUACCAGGAAGAUUAUACCCAAUCGAUUUAAAUUACAAACCUAUUCAUAUCGAAGACAAACCAACAAGAGAUGACAGGCUCGAUCCCCAGCCAUAUGUUCAAAUCAUGCAAUUAAUUGACAGCAAAUAUCCAAGUGAUGAAAGAGGUGAUUUAUUAAUAUUUAUGUCUGGUGUACAAGAAAUAACUUCUAUAUGUGAUGCCGCACAGCAGUAUGCGGAAAAAACUAAGAAAUGGAUAGUACUUCCUCUACACAGCGGUCUAUCAUUAAUUGAACAAGAUAAGGUGUUUGACUACCCACCUGAAGGUGUAAGGAAAUAUAUUGUUUCAACAAAUAUCGCUGAAACAUCUGUUACUAUUGACGGAAUUAGAUUUGUCGUGGAUUCUGGCAAGGUCAAAGAAAUGAGUUACGAUUCGUCAACGAAAAUGCAGAGAUUAAAAGAGUUUUGGAUAUCAAAAGCGAGCGCUGAUCAGAGAAAAGGCAGAGCUGGUAGAACAGGUCCGGGUGUAUGCUAUCGUAUAUACUCGGAGCAACAAUAUACGGAUAUGGAGGCGUUCAGUACUCCAGAAGUGAGCCGAGUUCCGCUCGCCUCUCUCUUACUACUGAUGAGUUCGUUAGGCGUCAAUGAUGUUCGUCGUUUCCCCUUUCUGGACACCCCACCUGAAGAUGCAAUUGAAAACGCAUUGUUAGAACUCAAACAACAUGCAGCAUUAUCUUCAAAUGAGAAGCUAACUUCGCUAGGGAAGGCAUUAUCUAACUUGCCAGUGGAGGUGUCCCUGGCUAAGGCGCUGGUGGUCGGCAGCGCGACCCUGCCCCCGCACAAGAGGGACUCCGCCCUCGCGCUCUCCGCAGCCUUGGGAAUACGGUCAAUAUUCACUACUAGAGCCCACAGAGACUUCGAAUCCGCAGAGGAAUCUAAACGUAAGAAACGUCUUAAAGUAGAUAGUUGGGAGAUUGUAGAUGAUAAGACGGAAGAUGACAACAUUUUGGACAUCCGUGAUAUUGAGUUUCAUAUGACGAAUGACGCUCAAAGAAUCCGAGCUCUAAUAUCAGGGUCUAGUGCUUCAUGUGGACGGGACCUUAUAAUGUUGAAGAUAGUUUUAUGCAGAGCUCUGUACCCACAAGUGGCUAUAGCAGAUGAAUAUAAUCAUUGCAAGUCAGUAUCAGAUCAGUUAUACCAUACAUAUAGUAAACCGUUUGUAUUUCUGCAUCCUACAUCAUACUUCGGUAAAAACGGUAAAAUACUGCAGUUGACUGAAGCAGACAUACAGACAGACACGCCGCCAGGAUACAAGAGUAAACUGCCGUUAUCUGCCAGACAUCAACUGUUGUGUUAUCUUUCGCUAUUGGAGACGACAAAGCCUUACAUAGUAAACUCGAUGCGUAUGCCGGCCGCACAGACAUUACUGUUGCUGUCUCACUCUGUUGACACCAAUAUUGGAUUUACUAGAAUCGUAUGCGAUUCCUGGCUCUUACUUGAAUUCCCAUAUCCAGAGACGGGAAUGAAUCUUUUAUUGAAAGCAAUAAAGUUGAGAAAACGAUGGGAUGUACUCAUCAAUAGGAGAUUAUUAGAUGCAAAUCCAAAUAAAUCAGUAGAAUCAGAGUUAGAGAAAACAAAAUUAACGAAUUACGGGGAACUGCAACAUGAUUUAUCUUGUGAUAUAAGUUCUUAUAUGAACAGUGAUGUUUGCUAUACUAUAAAACGACUUCUGCCCGGAGAUCUGAAAGUCUUGUACGCUGGUGCUGAAGUACACGCGACUGUCGACCCUAAUCCCUUCGAACAAGGCUUCGAAUGCCGUCCGCAUGAGAAGAAAGGAGGAGUUUAUGUGACUGAUAAUGUGGUUUAUAAUUGUGUUGUCGAUACGGAUUGGAGUUACAAUAGUUAUCAAGAAAUUUACGGAAUGCCUUGGACUUGUCCUGACUGCGAGAUAUCUCUCUGUCUAUCCCCAUUAGAACGAUUACAGCAUAAGCAGUUCAUGUGUUCCUCUAGAACGGAAGAGAAGAAAGAAGUUAAAACAACUACACGCGAAAAUAAACCUAAUGCGAAAGAGUAUAAAUGCGAAAAUUGUAAUGAAGUAUUGUAUAUGACGCCUGUCGAAAUAUUAAAACAUAAAAAGACGUGUAAAAGUAAAACAUAAAUAUCGUUAA